Pocillopora meandrina is the source of this 2589-nucleotide messenger RNA. The record is from the annotation of a GenBank genome assembly. NCBI's taxonomy places the organism in Eukaryota, Metazoa, Cnidaria, Anthozoa, Scleractinia, Pocilloporidae.
AACGGCCCAAUUGUAAACGUAACAUUUCCACUCUUUUCUUGGUCUUCAAAUGUUACAACUUUAGAGACAGAGUUCUUUCCUUUAGUGGCCAUCAAAGAAGAAUCGUUUCCUAUUGGCCGUCAAAUUCUUCACGCAUUUAAACAAAUAUGGGAACUCGUUGUUAUUUGCAUAACAGGAGCCAUGCUGUCAGGAAUCAUCAUCUGGUUCUUGGUAGGUAUUCAGAAGUCUCUUUUUUCUCACUUUAUCCCAUUAGAAAAGUUGAUCAUUCAAAUGAUGUAUGUGACACAGGUUAGUGCUAAAUCAACAAUAAAAAAAUCGAGAAUUAUUCACCUGCAUAAUUUUUCUUUUUAUGAUAAUAAUAUACGUUCUUUGUAAUAUGCAAGAAAAUAUUGAUAACAUGUUCUUCAUGGGGGUAACUGUCAGAUGUGAAACGGUCAUUUCAGCGUAAACAUUGACAAAUUGAAACCGUUAGUCGUCACAAAAGUUAAUCGUAAACAUUUUGCCUUUCUAGAAUGUGUCAUUUUGUGCCAUUUUGCGUUAGCCUGUUGCCAUAAAAAAGGGAAAAUUUAACCAUUAAUAUGUAAAAACCAUCACCCAUUGUCACCCUCUGAUAAUCAUUUUUUGCCGUCUGGUCUUAAACUUUUAAUAUUUCAGUGAGCUGUUUGCCAAAUUGUAAUUGAUCCACAUGAGUAAAAAGUAACCGAAUGGACUUUACAUCGGUUUUCUAAAGUUAUUUCUGAAUAUGUAAUUGCUUUUGCCCAAGACUAAAAUUUACAUUUUGAUCCAAACUCUGUUCACGGAUUUUCUCAAGUCAUUUCCGAAUCCAUGAAAAGCUAAACUCAGAUGAAGAAUUAAAAUGAUGAAGAAUUGGUUAUAAGUCAAACGAUGAAGAUGAAGUCAAAAGAUGAGUACGAAUAAGUCAAAAUAUGAGUUUGCAAAAAAGGUCAACGUUUUCAAGCUGGUAUUGACAUUUCCCAAACCUAACGGUGUAAAGUAGAAAACAAACGACUCAUACGACUGCAUCGAGAAAAGGUUAGAUUGAUAGUUAAUGAUCUAAAACCAAGCAAAAUUUUUUUAAAAAGAUGUUCCCGACAUUAAAGUAAACAUUGGAGACAAAUCAACAUGACUAUGAGUUAAUUAUCAUAUCUUUUAAUAAUUCUUUGAGACAUCUGACAUCUCACUUAAAAAACAAUCUUGGAACUCAGACCAAAAAUGGCUAUAUCAUCAGCAGAUGUUUCUCUCCUCUUUAAUAUUCAAACCUCCUGAAGGCAAACUUCUGAGAUCUCAUCGUCUAGCAUGAAUGUGUUUAAUGCUUUAUAACGCACGAUUUUGAUACGUUGGUUACUCAUUUCUCAGUGUGAAUAACUUGAUACGGUUUUUUUUUUUUCGAAAAAGAAGACUGACACGAAUAUCGUUUGUCCUGCGAAAGCGUAUUUGGAUCUCCUGCGUUGCUAUUUGCACAUAGAAAAUGUAAGUGUUCUUUACUUUUAACAACUAAAUAUUCUUUCCGCCACAGGAUCACAGAGCAAAUGCAGGUCAUUUUCCAGACUCGUUUUGGAGAGGCGUUCAAGACGGAUGGUGGUGGGCAGUGGUUACUAUGACAACAGUGGGGUUAGAAACUGCAAGCUAAAUAAUAAUCUGUCUUCUCAUCUAACACAGCCAAUUAAACUCAUACCCAGUUUCCACACGACCACAAAAGUGACGGGUAUCCGGUCAAUUAGCAACCACAUCAAACUCCCCAUCACUGAGAGUCAAAUCGCCACCCCUGGUUUGGCUGUUCACAAACUGAUCACGAAACGUAAUAUCAACAUGUUUUAUUUCAUUUCACGGUUAAAGUUCCACCUCCGAGUCCCUAUGGCGAUUUGAGUCCCUUUUGACGAAUUGACCGUCAACCAAGUGAUGUGAUCACGAUAAAGCCUUAUAAUGUUAAUUGUUCUUAUGCAAUUACGGAAAACCCUUCGGGAAAAAAAAAUCCACGUUUAAUCUGCCAAAAAACCUCAACACAGUAAUACAGCUAAUAAUAAAACGUCGUAAAAGUCCUCAAAAGACGGCUCUCAAAGAACUAAACUCGCGCACGCGAUAAUUGUUAACGUCACUUUGCUUACAAGCCUACAAAUUGAAGAUAUCUCUGAGCCCGCGCGCCACGCGAGUUCGGUUACUGUCUCUUUAACAAUACUUUAAGUUUGUAUUUUUUAUCAGGAUAAUUUGGUAUUAUCACUGACUGAGUUGAUAACGUAAAUUGGCCACCGUAAAGAGUUCAAAGGCUAGACUUUAGCUUUAAACUAUUUACGGUGGCCAAUUUACGUAAUCAAUUCAGUUGAUAAUACCAAAUCACCCUGUUAUACUCUCCCACCGACGCAGCACUACAGUUUCUUUAGAAACUUAUCCGCUUAAGUCAUUUGUAUUUUUUAUCACUGACAUGGUAGCUAUGGCGACAAAGCUCCUAAAUCAUCGCUGGCUCGGGUGUAUGCUUCACUGUGGAUGAUCAUCGGAAUUCUGUUGAUGUCAACCAUUACAGCCCAGAUUUCCUCGUCCAUCACUGCUGAUGGACUUCGACCCCUUAAUGAUGUGUUUGGAUCUAAGGUAUGA